UGAGGGAAAAAAGCUCUCAUCCAAUGUUAAAAGUUUAAAGCAGCAACAAACUUCUGAACAUCCAAUCAGGAAGCAAACCAACAAAUUUCACUCAGAAACUCAUAGCGAGGCUCGAUUUUGACAUCAUUCGAGACAUCACAGCCUACUCACUUUUCUUCCUCCCUCUACAACAAUCAUGCCUCCACAAUUACCAGCGCUUACCGUGUAUUGUCGCUCAGCGCCGACAUUGGCCACUCCUCUGGCUGCAUUUCUUGCGCCAUCUAUGCAAGCUCGAAGCGCUUCGAUUCUUGCAACUCUGUCGGAUAAUCCUGGGGCAUAUAAUAAACGUAUACGAAAAGGUCGAGGUCCAUCAUCAGGCAAGGGAAAGACAUCAGGGCGUGGUCACAAGGGUCAGAAGCAGCAUGGAAAAGUACCAGCACGGUUUCAGGGUGGUCAAACACCACAAGAUGUCGUCCAUGGUGUGAGGGGAUUUGAGAAUCAGUAUGAAUCUCCCACUUUUUCUAUGCCCAAUUGAGAUUUACUAUUCAUUCCGAGAAGUAUUCAUGCCAGCAAGACUAAUUUAUUUCUCAGUUUUUCUGUUGACAUGUCUCCGAUAAAUCUUAAUCGCAUACAAGAUUGGAUUGACCAGGGCCGACUCGAUCCCACACGAACUAUCACUUUGAAGGAGUUAGCAGACUCUCGAUGUUUACACGGAAUGAAAGACGGUGUAAAACUACUAGCGAGGGGGAAGGAGGAGUUGAAGACACCAAUCAAUAUUCUAGUAUCUCGGGCUUCGGCAGCGGCAAUCGAGGCAGUGGAGGCGAUUGGAGGAACAGUUACAACCAGAUUCUACACAAAACCAGCGAUUAAGAGACUUUUGGCAGGCGAAUCUGUCUCCAGUUCCGUCCCACUUUCAGCAAUCGACGCCCAGUUAGUCAGCGACUCACCAAUCCUCACGGCCGCUUCUGCCGCGUCACCUUUUUCGUACCGCUUGCCUGAUCCCACGAGUCGUAAAGAUAUUGAAUAUUACAGAGAUUCGGCGCAUAGGGGAUACUUAAGCCAUCAAGUGGAGGAGGGUCAAGGACCAAGUUUGUUCUUUAGAGCUCCUCGAACUGGAAGUUUCCACAAGAAGUCGAAGAAAACAGGUACAGCUGCUGCGGCGAGGGAUAACAGAAUCUGGUAGACGAUACCAUUGUAUAUUAAAAUCAUGGAACGGCUGUGUCGUAUGGUUUGCAGUUCAUAGUAGGCUGAAGUUUCUUCUCUGUCUUACCGACCUUCAUAAUUCAGCGUCAAGGACAGCAGGCGGCGCCGAUUCAUUCCGAUUUUCGCAACUAUGCCCAUUCCUCUGCAGGCAUACCAUAUCACGAUUCAACGAGAAGAAGACAGACCAAGUUGCACGAGCCUUGGCCUCAUUUAUAGUUCUGGUAUGGCUCGCAGCUUUGGAUUUAGGUCCGAUUUGGCGAAGAAAUCAAAGUGCAAUGCAUUUGUAGUAACCUGGAAAGUUUCGAAAGAAUGCCUCGCGUACUGCUUUUGCGCCAACAGACAUGAAGAAUUGUAGAAUCUUACCUAUAUUGCCUAUGUCUCCAGGAUCAUACUCUUCUACUUAAAACAUCUCUCUGAAAUCCCAAAUCGAACAUUCUUACAUUACCAAGACUAUGAGCAACUAGAGUAAAUAUGAUACCUCCAUGCCUAACCACCAUUAGAACAUUGUAAGUCCAUACAUCAUCAAUAGCAAAGGUCAGCGUUGAGCUUUUGCAUGAAUU
This is a messenger RNA of Sclerotinia trifoliorum, 1742 nucleotides long. The record is from the annotation of a GenBank genome assembly. Lineage: Eukaryota; Fungi; Ascomycota; Leotiomycetes; Helotiales; Sclerotiniaceae.